Dendrobium catenatum is the source of this 1256-nucleotide messenger RNA. Its product is annotated as 50S ribosomal protein L22. Lineage: Eukaryota; Viridiplantae; Streptophyta; Magnoliopsida; Asparagales; Orchidaceae. Gene Ontology annotation, cellular component: ribosome; mitochondrial large ribosomal subunit. Bases 307 to 1107 code for a protein of 266 amino acids. The record is from RefSeq and is a predicted model, not a curated record. Gene Ontology annotation, molecular function: structural constituent of ribosome. The transcript has 8 exons. Gene Ontology annotation, biological process: ribosome assembly; translation.
GUAAUGUUCAUUUGAGUAGCGAGAAGUUCUCAAGGAUUACAAGCAGACCCAACCCAGCCCGCGAGACAGCCGCCGGCCCAUCCCCACCGUGCACCCCCUUCUCUCCCUGAGCCGUAGAGAAGUCCCAGCAGGUUGCCCGCCGCCGCCGUUGCUGCAGAGUUAACCGAGAUCCGAUUGUCCCAUCACGAGGAGAUUUGAACGUGAUGCGUGUCAUUUUCUGUUCUACAGUGAUGCAAUUGGGGAGUCGGCACUUCGCAUAGCCAAGGCUUUUGUUGAAGCCGAUUUAGUCGUUAGGGAUUCGCAGGGAUGGUUGUGUGGCAUAGGUGCCUUCGUUCGGUUAUUCGGCAAGUUGGCUUAAAGAUUGAGCAAAAUCGGUGCAAUAGUGUCUUUUUACACAGUACAUUUACAAAGCCUUCUCCUUUACAUGACCAAUUAACUCAUACCAACAAAGUAUGUGACAUUUUCUCAAGAAGAAUUCCUGGGCCUUUUUUUCAAUUCUUCCAACAUGAGGGGUUUUUUAGUUCAAGGAACUUAUUAGCAGAUGCUGAAAACAUGGAGCCUGUAUCUUCCCCUUUAACACCAGUUUUGGGAGAUAGCGGACAAGCUAACAAUAAGGGUUUGGGCCCUAAAUCUUCAACGGUUCAGGCUAUUAAAAAAGAUAUAAGACAGAGCCCAAAGAAGGUAAAUUUAGUGGCUAAACUGGUUCGAGGAAUGCGCGUCGAAGAUGCUCUCUUACAGUUACAAGUUCUGGUUAAAAGAGCUGCAAAGACUGUUUAUCAGGUCAUCCACUCUGCCCGUGCCAAUGCUUCACAUAAUCAUGGUCUGGAUCCUGACAAGCUAAUAGUUGCUGAAGCUUUUGUUGGGAAAGGAAUUUAUCUGAAGAGAUUAUCUUACCAUGCAAAAGGAAGGUCUGGGAUAAUGGUUAGGCCUAAAUGUCGCCUGACUGUGGUGGUAAGAGAGACCACCCCUGAAGAGGAGGCCAAGAUUGCCAAACUGAGAGUUAUGAACUACAAGAAGCUUACGAGAAAGGAGAAGCAGCUUGUUCCCCACCAACUCAUUGAGAUCACACCGAGGUGGAGCAGACAAAGGAUGGAUGAAGCUACCUAAUUUUCUUAGAUUUGCUUCCUUUCUUCUCCAUUUUUCUACAUCUUCGCUUCGUUUAGGAUUGCUUUCUUACUGCUUCUUAAAGUAACUUUUUAGUAAAGAAGUAAAAUUUUUAUCUUAAAAAGAUGCUUUAAGAAGCAGUAAGAAAGCCG